Messenger RNA from Musa acuminata AAA Group (dessert banana), 2014 nucleotides. Its product is annotated as peptidyl-prolyl cis-trans isomerase CYP57-like. Gene Ontology annotation, biological process: protein peptidyl-prolyl isomerization; protein folding. Gene Ontology annotation, cellular component: catalytic step 2 spliceosome. Bases 54 to 1640 code for a protein of 528 amino acids. Lineage: Eukaryota; Viridiplantae; Streptophyta; Magnoliopsida; Zingiberales; Musaceae. Gene Ontology annotation, molecular function: peptidyl-prolyl cis-trans isomerase activity. The record is from RefSeq and is a predicted model, not a curated record. The transcript has 10 exons.
UUUGGUCGGGAGAGAGGGAUAGGGAUAGCGAGAGGGAGAGAAGGGGUAGGAGUAUGUCGUCGGUGUACGUGCUCGAGCCGCCGACGAAGGGGAAGGUGGUGCUGCAGACGACGGCGGGGCCGCUGGAUAUCGAGCUGUGGCCGAGGGAGGCGCCCAAGGCCGUCCGCAACUUCGUCCAGCUCUGCCUCGAGGGCUACUACGACCGCACCAACUUCCAUCGCAUCAUCAAGGGCUUCCUCGUCCAGGGCGGCGACCCCACCGCCACCGGCACAGGUGGUGAAAGCAUCUAUGGGGGAAUGUUUGCGGAUGAGUUCCAUUCUCGCCUUCGAUUUAACCACAGGGGCUUGGUCGCGUGCGCAAAUGCUGGCACACCUCAUUCGAAUGGAAGCCAAUUCUUCAUGACAUUAGACCGCUGUGACUGGCUUGAUAGGAAGAACACAAUUUUUGGGAAGGUCACUGGGGAUUCUAUAUUUAAUCUGCUAAGCUUGGGUGAUUUUGAAACUGAUAAAGAUGAUCGGCCAGUGCAUCCCCCUCCAAAGAUUCUUUCUGUUGAGGUGCUGUGGAAUCCAUUUGAUGAUAUAGUCCCGAGACAACUGCCUGAGAAACCUCAGUCUGAUGCCAAGGUUGUUGUCGAGGGACAGGAUCAGAAGAAGAAAGCUGUCAAGCAGCUAAACAUGCUAUCCUUUGGUGAAGAAGUUGAAGAAGAUGAAAUGGAGGCUGCAAACAUAAAGGAAAAAAUUAAAAGCAUUCAUGACGUGUUAGAUGAUCCUCGUUUCCUCAAAGAAGCAAAACCAGAACCAUUGUCUUCCACAGAAGUAGAAAAGAAAAACGAGAUUCGUUUAGCGGUCAGAGAGGCUUUAACCUCCAAUAAAGUUGACUCCAUCAGAGAACAUGAAAUGGAUGAUUUAGAUGCUGAUGAUCAUAGUGAUGACGAUGAUGAAGCCAACUUUGAUGCCAGAAUGCGUUUGCAAAUCUUGAGAAAGCGAAGGGAGAUGGGUGACGUUGCCACUCAUGAGAAGUUACCUGCUGAAAAAACUAGGCAAAAAGACCGUGAAGCAUCACCUUCAAGGAGAAAUGACGAUGAUACUAAAGGUCAAAAUACCAAGGUUGAAAAACUGUCCAUGAAGAAAAAGGGUAUGGGAUCAGAAGCUAGGGCUGAACUUAUGGCUAAGGCAGAUGCAGAUUUGGAGCUACUUAAUCAUGCUGAACAAGAAAGACAACUGCAGAAGCAGAAGAAGCGACGAAAUCAGGGCCGUGAAGAAGAUACUCUAACAAAGCUGCAAAGAUUUAAAACGAGUCUCUCCACAAAGCUCUCUGCACCGAGUAGUAAUGGUUCUAAGGAUAAUAACGAGGAAGAUGAUUCUGGAUGGAUGGCAACCCAGUUGAAGUUCAUUCCCGAAUCCUCUGAGAAGGUUAUUUUGCCACCGCUUGUCUCGCAUUUCAGGAUUUUUUCCGUCCUCCCUUGUCACGAUAAUUUAGUUUCAGAUCUUUCUCUGCAGGAUGGCAUGACUAGGAAAGAUGAUCCAAAUGAAUAUGUUGUGCAUGAUCCUCUUCUAGAGAAGGGCAAAGAAAAAUUUAACAAAAUGCAAGCUAAGCUCAAGCGACGGGAGCGAGAGUGGGCUGGCAAAUCUCUCACAUAAUUAUUCCGUGAAUGAGGAGAAGACCAUCGGUGCCACCUUAGUGGCUAUAGGGUUUCGCUUUGCCGUGGCCGGCCGAAUAUUCCUAUCGGAGCUGUACAUUAGUUUAUCACUGCUUAGCACGCAGCAAAGUGCAACCAGAGUUUCUUCAUCGUAUGCUUCUUGUGUUGCAGACAACACCACUUUCCUCUACCAGUCUGCAGACUGCUGUUCUCGAUUUGCUUUGUUCUGUUCUCAAAACCAGGGCUGCUGCCUGCUUGUUAGCAGGGACUAAUCCCAUGACGAGUAUAGAUUUGUGCUAAGAUUACAAAACUGUGUAAAUACUGAAGUCUUUUGUUCGAAUGACCUACUUUUACAAAAAUCCCAAUUUCCAUAAA